AUGGAUUUAUUUGCCGCUCUGGGGUCCCCCACGUGCUCCAGAGUGAACAUGAUACAGGUCAGAUCUAAGUAACUGUCCUCGUUUCCCUCGUGCAGACAGGGGGAUGUGACCAAACACCUGUGAGUAAUGCAGAGUCUGCGCCAAAGGAUGGGACGGGAGAGGAUGACGGUGGUGGGGAUGGAGCUGAGUUCACAGCCCGGACACCGGGACCCUGCGCUGCUCUUACUGCUCCUAUCGGUACAUUUCAACUGGCUGUUCAAUGGAUUCAGACACAACUACCCGCAGGAAGGGGGAGGGGGGGGAUCCAGCUCCCGAAACAUGAUUUCUUCACAAAAAUAGACAUUUUGCAGCCUCUCCGCGCGACGUGAUCCCGAUUUAUGAAUGGAGAGACGAAAAUAAUCCUUCUCCUCUUUCCCACGGGGCUUAACGGUGUCCGUGAAACAAAAGAGGAUUUGGUUCGAAUCCCUCUAAUUCCGCCGUGGUUCAGCCGUUCGUGUCGACUGGCGAGGCGCGUCCCCGCAGCCGCACGCAGGCAACGCGCGCAGCCCCGCGUCCUCCACGGAAACGCCGCCACGCGUGGAUUUUCUCCUCCCCGCCAAGUCGAUCGCUCGACAUGAGCGCGCUCCGGUGUCGUGGCCGCGCGCAGACGCGCCGCUGAAGCCCCGCCGCGUCCUCCUCGUCCCGCGCUCGCCUUUUUCGUGCGACGAUGUCGUGCAGCAUCCCCAUCCUCCUCUUCCUCCUCCUCCUCCUCCUCCUCGCUCUGGACCGCAGGCACAGCGUCGCCUCGAGCCCCACGGAUGACAGCGCGCCGCGCGGCGGCGGCCACGCGGACCACGGGGAGCCGGGCCACAGGGACGCGCACCAGGACUCCUACAGCACCUUCGCCUCCGAGUUCCUCGAGUCCCGAUACCUGUCGGACGAGGGAUACCCGUUCCCGACGGCCCCACCCGUAGACCCAUUUGCCAAAAUCAAAGUGAGCGACUGCGGUCUCACCAAAGGAUGUGUGAGAUACGGCAAGCCGGGGUGCGACGCGGAGACGUGCGACUACUUCCUGAGCUACCGCAGGAUCGGCGCUGACGUGGAAUACGAGAUGAGCGCCGACACGGACGGCUGGGUGGCUGUGGGCUUCUCUUCAGACAAGAAGAUGGGUGGGGACGACGUCAUGGGCUGCGUGCACGACGACAACGGCCGCGUGCGCAUCCACCACUUCUACAACGUGGGCCAGUGGGCCAAGGAGAUCAAGCGGAACCCGGCGCGCGACGAGGAGGGCAUCUUCGAGAACGGCCGCGUCACCUGCCGCUUCAAGCGACCGCUGUAUGUGCCGCGUGAGGAGACGCUCGUCGACCUCCACCUCAGCUGGUACUACCUGUUCGCAUGGGGACCGGCAAUCCAAGGGUCCAUCACCCGACAUGACAUCGACACGCCGCCCGUCUCCGAUCACAUGAUCAGCAUCUACAAGUACGAGGACAUCUUCAUGCCCUCAACAGCCUACCAGACUUUCUCUUCCCCGUUCUGCCUACUGCUCAUCGUGGCGCUCACCUUCUACCUGCUCAUGGGGACACCGUAGACACAGCUGGAGGCGGAGCCCAGGGAACAAGAGCCAGCAAUAAAAAAAAAGAAACAGGGACACUGACUGUGUAUCAUCUGCUUACUGCCAUACAAAGAUGUGCAAAUAUAUAUAAAGAGAAAAACACACAUAUACAAUAAGUAUCAAUAUUUAUAUAAAUUCAGGUACUCGGUAGGAAGCCUUCAAGUCGCCGAUCCGGUGAUGCGGCAGUGUGGUUUGUGGUCAACUGACAUGUCCCAGUUAGCCUUAUAUCAUGGAGAUGGGAAGUAGGAGCGUCUCUGAUGAUAUUAUAAUAACCCGUAGUUCUCAUUUUGUAUUGUGUUUAUUUCACAGUUACCAGUAUUAUUAAUGUGUGCCUAACUUGUGUGUGCCAGUCAUUGUCAAUGAGUUUUUGCAGCAUCCCCACCUCAUUAAAUCUGCUAGAGGCCAAAGGGGUGUGGCAAGCAGAUGGGUGGUAUGUUGGUGGCCAAUGGCAGGAGGCCAAAGGGGCGGGGCAUAGGAGUAAUUGGCCAAUAAGGGCUGGCGUAAGGUAGUAAGAGGAUGACAGUGGCGAGGGGAUGUGUGUGUGUGUGUGUGUGUGUGUGUGUGUGUGUGUGUGUGUGUGUGUGUGUGUGUGUGUGUCCAUCCAUCCAUCCAUCCAUCCUCCAGCCUCAUUCAGACACACCCCUUCCAUUGUCACGAGAGAUGUUUCUGUUCCUUUACUCAUGAAUAUUGAGCCUAAUUAGAGAGAGAGGUAUUGCAUUUUAUUCUAAAAAAACUCUUAAUUUCUAAUGUACUGAUUUAGAGACGGCUGCCAGCAGUAAAAUAAACCAGUUUUAAGCUCUGUAUGCUACCUGCCUUGUUGAGUAUGUCAUAUGAACUGUACUCUUAAUCAGCUGUGCUUUAUUGUCACUCUAUACCGUCUCUGUUUAUUUGUUUGAAUAGCUGUGUGGUCCAGAGUCUGUGUAAACUAAUCACCCUGGGAUUCCUGCUAUAAAACACAACCAUCUCUGACUGAAAUAGGGAUCCCGGUAAAUUAUCUUCAUGUUCAGAUAAUCCAUUUGUGCUCUUUGGUUUAAAAUAAAAAUAAGUUUGUUUUUUUUUUUUUUU
Scleropages formosus (Asian bonytongue) is the source of this 2656-nucleotide messenger RNA. RefSeq names its product ferric-chelate reductase 1-like (gene frrs1l). Bases 707 to 1567 code for a protein of 286 amino acids. NCBI's taxonomy places the organism in Eukaryota, Metazoa, Chordata, Actinopteri, Osteoglossiformes, Osteoglossidae. The record is from RefSeq and is a predicted model, not a curated record. The transcript is spliced from 5 exons. Gene Ontology annotation, biological process: regulation of postsynaptic membrane neurotransmitter receptor levels; regulation of glutamate receptor signaling pathway.